Molecule: messenger RNA, 1338 nt
Organism: Baudoinia panamericana UAMH 10762
Lineage: Eukaryota; Fungi; Ascomycota; Dothideomycetes; Mycosphaerellales; Teratosphaeriaceae
Product: glycosyltransferase family 71 protein
Exons: 1
Coding region: 1-1338 (445 amino acids)
Biological process (GO): mannan biosynthetic process
Cellular component (GO): Golgi apparatus
Molecular function (GO): alpha-1,2-mannosyltransferase activity
Source: RefSeq, a predicted model, not a curated record
AUGUUCAAGGGUGAAGAUGAGUGGUUGAAACAGCAAAGGAGCUUCUGGAACGCAUUCUACCAUGACCUCAAGCAACAUGGGCCGAAGACGACACCCCUCGAACAUCCCGAGGGUCACGAACCGCAACUGAAAGUCGACUUCGAUCGGCACGCCGAGCACACACGGCCGGAUUAUAUGCAGAUCACAAACGAACAGCAACACGCAUUGACAACGGCUCACUCUGCCUUUGUGCAGGCGCUUGGGAACCGAACCUACUCGUUGCCGUACAAGCCUGGAACACGAGGUGUUGUCACGACGGCAGGAGGCAAUUACCUGAACGUUGCGCUGGUUUCGGUGCGUAUGCUGCGGCGGACGGGCUCAGUCUUGCCAGUCGAGGUCUUUUUGGCAGAUUGGUCGGAGUUUGAUGAGGACAUCUGCGGCGCUGCAUUACCCUCCCUCAACGCAAGAUGCGUGGUUCUCGAAGAUAUUUUCAAUACCUAUUACUCGCUCUACAAGGUCGACAUCUCAACCUACCAGUUCAAGGUCCUCUCGAUCAUGCUGUCUUCAUUCGAAGAAGUCCUAUUCCUGGACUCAGACUGCUUCCCGGUGCACGAUCCGUCGCCGCUAUUUGACAAGCAGCCUUUUACAGACACCGGUCUCAUUCUCUGGCCGGACUUUUGGUUCCCGUCUGAAUCACACCUUUACUUUGAUAUUGCGGGCAUUCCGGCUCCCGAUGUCCACAAGCAGUCUAGCACCGAGGCAGGCGAGAUUAUGUACUCGAAGAGCAAGCAAGAGGCUGGCAUCCUCCUCGCGGCCUACUAUAACUACUACGGCCCGGAUUUCUACUACCCACUACAAUCUCAAGGCGCACCGGGCGAAGGCGAUAAGGAGACCUUUUUGUGGGCCUCCAUUGCGACCAAUACUUCCUACUACGCCGUACGCGAGCCCGUGAACGCGCUCGGUUACCGCAGCUCAGCCGGUGACUGGCGAGGCAGCGCCAUGGUGCAGUUCGAUCCCUUCCAAGACUACCACAACGCCACGACGCCAUACCGACCGCGACCCUUCUUCUUGCACGUCAACUUCCCAAAGAUCGAUCCGGGUCAGAUUUUCAUCCCUGAGCACCUCAGCUUUGGCGUGCUUACGCCGGUAUUGGACUCGGAUAACAGCAUGAGACGGAUUUGGCAUAGCACAACGCCCGCAGCGCUGGAGUUCUUCAUGGGUGAGGACGUGGAGAAGGCGAUGUGGGAGGAGGUCAAGGAUAUCGCGUGUACGUACGAGAAGACCAUUCGGGCGUGGAGGGGCAAGAAGGAUGUGUGCCAUAAUGCAACGGUUUAUUAUGACCAUGUCUUCUUGCACUGA